Molecule: messenger RNA, 534 nt
Organism: Saccostrea cuccullata (small rock oyster)
Lineage: Eukaryota; Metazoa; Mollusca; Bivalvia; Ostreida; Ostreidae
Exons: 2
Coding region: 16-534 (172 amino acids)
Source: RefSeq, a predicted model, not a curated record
UUUACAUUCUGAAAGAUGGCGGGUAUUUACACUCGUGAAAAAUGUUCAUCAGAUUCGGAAUCAAACUUGUACGCGAACUGUCAUGGCUCUCAGACAAAAACAAACAACAAAAAAUGUGAUAUGGAUAUGGUUUCUAAAUGGACUAAAAAUACUGUGGAACACUUAGGUUUGUUUUAUUACGAAGAACCAACAUCUUUACACGAAUUCAAAAUUAUGUUGUCCAGCAGUGGUCUCAAAUUCGUUAGUGGGGCACCUGCUAAGUUAACACACCCGUUAAAAGAUAAAUCAAAACAACUUCUGGACACCCUGACCGACGUAACUAAAAAUAGUCUAAAUGUGUCAUUUAAUAUUGAUGAAAAUAAACCAGACUUUUACAAAGGGACAGUGAAAAAGGAGACAUCAGCUACCAGAAGAACACUAUGGGAGAAGAGAGAGAACAUUGACAAUGAACAUCGAGAUGAUGAUGGUUAUACAGCUGAUUUAGUUCCCAAGGAAAGUGGUUUAUCAAGAUUUCAAUUGCAGACAUGUUACUAG